This is a messenger RNA of Triticum urartu, 1669 nucleotides long. The record is from RefSeq and is a predicted model, not a curated record. NCBI's taxonomy places the organism in Eukaryota, Viridiplantae, Streptophyta, Magnoliopsida, Poales, Poaceae.
CCCCCUCUGCCCCGUCCUCCGCCACCAAGCGAUGAGAACGACCCGAGAUCCAUGGCUACAGCGGCCGCACCGGCCCGAUGGAAGCGGCGGCCAACCCUCUGCUGCUCACAACCAACGACCUGGGCCAUGGAUCUGCCGCAGUGGCCUCCCUCCUCUGUCUCCCAGGCUGCGUAGCUGCCUUUCCAUCUAGAGAUUUGGAGCAGCAAGCACCGGAUGCGGGAGGCCCGCGCUUGACCUCGCCGGCGACAUCGCAAGAUCUGCAGGAGCGCUCCGCCUCUUCAGUUCAAUGGACGGUGACGACCAAGACCCGGACGAGCUCGAUGGCCAGGUCCUCCACCCCGACCACCAUGAUUCCGCAGAGAACAAGCAAAAUUACAUAUUUUGUUCAUCGCACCUUGUUGUACUCACCGGCAAGCCUGAACAGCCUCUAACAUUGGUUUUCGUGGAGAGAAAAUGAGAAGCUGAUCCAUUGAGAUAUUGGCUAUACAACAGAUGUUUCCCUGCAACGGCGAUCCAUGGUGAAAGAACAAAGGAGGUUAAUACAUAUUUUGAACUCUUCUGUCACUUCCUAAUUUUUCCGUUAGCAACAAUAUAAAACUGCAAUGACCGCACGUUAUAGCUAAUAUUUUAGUUUGAGAUAUCUGCCAUGCUGUUUUAACACUAGAAGCUCAAGAACAGGUUACAUUUUUCUGAGCAUGUUAUAUACUUGUACGAGUUAGACUUCAUAAGCAUCAAGGAUAUAUCUAGCUUAAGCAUAUGUACACCUCUUGUUAUACUUAUGGGUCUGCUUGGAGUAUCUCUGCUAAGAUUUUAGCUAGUUUUAUCUACCUCGUGUCCACCUGUUCUGUUUGGCUGGAUAUAAAAACAAUUAGGAUGUAGUUAUCAUUACACUAUCAAUGAAAGUUGUAUGUAGUUACUCCAACAUGUGAUUCACAUUAUUUCUGAAAGAGGCAAAAGCUUUUGCAUAUUAAGAAAGAAAAAAUUGUCAAACUGUAAGUGUAUGCUAGAGUUGCAUAUGUAACAGGGACAUCUGCUCACAGAUUGCUGCUAGUCUAUUUCUUGUAACCAUGUGAAUGGAUUAUUUGUUAGACGGCACUCCUUUGGCAUUUUCUUAAAAGUUGCUUGAUCAGUCUAUACCACUUAAAUAUGUUAUGCAUUGUUUGAUGUUGUCUUUUUUUCCGGGGGACAUUGUUUGCUGGUGCCAGCGCUUCGAGAUGAACUUGCAACAUAAACAUUGAGUUUCAUGUGUAAACUUGUUUUCAUUUGAAGUUUACGCUACCUGGUUCGACCAUCAGAGGCUUCCCGUUGUGCAUAUGUUUAUUAGUGCUGCCAUAUUUUUGGCGUGUAGAUACUUUGUUAUUCUUAUUUGUAGGCACUGUAAGAUUUAAGAGCUCUGGACAGUACGUAAUUAAUUGUUUUCGUUUAUUCUAAUUCUUUUGUUUCUACUAUCUAUUCAUAUCACAAGCGAAAGCUCUAUCACAAGUAUCUAAUGUUGUUGUAAAUAUGCUGGGUAUGACGAUGAAAUGAUAGUUGCCUUCAGGUGGUUUGACGACAAGAAUCUCAAUGAUAUAGUACUUAGUUCUAUGAUGUGUGUUUCGAUACUUCAUCAUAAUUAUAUAUUAUUUCUACUAUCUAUUCAUAUCUACAAAUAUCUAAGGUUCUUGUAAAU